AGUUUUUGUUUAUUGCUAGGGUUGUUUGCUCGCCGAGGGUGGGGAUCCACCAGGGAGGGUCUGAGUUGGUGGGUGGCAGUGGGCGUUGGGAGUGGGUGGUGGGAGUGGGUGGUGGGAGGCAGCCGCGCCUGGCUACGUGACUGUACAAAAGUGGCUCAUGUCGCGGGGGCUUUUUGCUGGAACGGCUCGUGCAGCGCUCAAGUGGUGUUGAUGGUGCUCCGUCCAGCGGUUUGAUUGAUACCGCUGCUGAUUAGCCGCGAAAUGAAGUCCAUCCACAUGGAAAUACUCACAUUGAUAAACAUUCUUGGGCUUCCAAAUUAUUUCCAAGCCUUUCAAAAAUUGUUUUCCUUAACCUAUCUUCUCAGUAGAUACUAUCAGUAUCUAAGCUCUAAUCGGUCAUUGCACAGAUCUAUUCGCAAAACUUUCACUUAAGAUAUUGCAAGUUUUUUGGGCGCCAGUUCAGGGUUUCACUAUCAAAACUUUGGGCAAAUAACUGAAUGAUAAUGCCAACCGCAUAGCCUUGUCUUGAACGAUAUCAAAGCAUGCUCGAUAAGAUAAAGUAUGUUUUUUUAUUUUUAAUCUUUCUGAAAAUUUAGUUUCCAUUUCUGGUUACUUAGUUAGUUAGCCUAAACAUAGCAUUAAAGCCUUAAAUUAUGAGUUUCGUUCAUAAAAGUACUAAAUAGGUGAAACAAAAAACUGUACCUCACUUAUCGUACAUGAAAUCGUAAAUAUUCGUAAAUUAAAUCUGAUUAAAAUUAAAAAUAUAUCUUUGCUGAAGUAAAAUUCUUGUCCAGCGCAGACUCAACCUAGUAAUUAAGUAAAGCAUAUUUUUAGCUUUCUGUACAUUUUUAUCGUUGUUUUAAUAUAAAUAGUCCUCUACUCUAAAUACAUAUAGUUCUUUUCUAAAAAAAAAGUAAUAAUUUCAUCUGAAAUACAUUCAGCAAAUAUUGUAAAAUUUCGUUAAGACUUUUUUGCAUGUUUUGCAUGUUGACAAAAAAUAAAUACUCGCAUAUAGUAUUUGAGUAACCCCAAUUUACUAAGCUAUGGCAACUUUGAAUCAUUGUUUGGUAAUCAUUAGGCUGAAUUUGUUUACUCUCAUUUUAUAAGAGCUAAGACAUUAAUGUUUGCUAUUAGCAAACAAGUCAGUUAUUUGUGCACGAACUAGGCUAGAUAUAUUUAAGUAGUUAUAAAUUGUAUAUGUACAUAGAUACAUAUAUACACUUUAAGCUACAUGCGAUUUUUUUUACAAAAAGUUCUAUAUAAUUUGAUAAAUUAAUAUUUAAAUCACCAUCUCUAAAAUCCUAUUUUUAAAACGUAAGUUUAUCAAAAACUCUAAAUGGGAUGUUUUAUCCACAAUCAAACAAAUUUAAUUCUAAGAAUAAAAUAAAUAAAAAAUGCAAGAAAUACGCAUGUUGAGGAAUUCUUUACCAAAUGAGUUCUUAUCACAGUAUUUUAGUUUUGAAGACUGGUACCGAAUUACACCAAGGAGAUAUGUACCGGAAUCGGAUGCGAUAUAAAAAAAAUCAUGUUCUGAAAAUUCAUCUGGCUUAUCCCAUGAUUGUUUCUAUUUAGAGCACAAGGUUCACUGGUAGUGUUGAGUACGACGCUGUCACAAUUAACAAUUGUCUUUAUUCUCAGUCCUGCAGUAUGAUUAUAUGUAUAUAUAUCCUCAGUUUGCUUUAACGUUUAUAGUACACACACUUGUAGUCCGUAAUUUACGAUGAGUUCAUGUUCGGCCUGACGCUCGACAUUUUAUGGCUCUAUUUUUUUAUUAGACGCGUUUUGUUACUCGCUUUUAUUUUCGCACUUUUCUGGUUAGUCACUUUACGAUCUGGCUCCUCUCGCUCAGCUCAAUUUUAUAACUAAUUAUUAUUAUUAUUUUAUAAUUGUGCCACGGAUCGACUGGGGACGGAGCGCGUUUUAAUGGAAAGUGCAAAACUUACUGUGCCAGCAACGAAAUAACCACACUCGAUGGAACAGCAGACAACGCAGCAGCAACAGCAGCAGCAGCAGCAGCAACAAUUGCAACAGCAGCAGCAACAGCAACAGCAGGCGGUUCUGACCAAGCAACAGCUCCAAUUGCUGGACAAGAUCAAGCUCGAGUCCAGCAACGGUGCCGAGCAGUUGUCCCAGCAGAGUGCCAGCAAUCUGGAGGAGCAACAGGAGCAGCAGCAGCAGCAGCAGCAGCAACCUGCAACAUCGGUGGGCGUGGUGGUGCAGACCAGCCAGGCGGGAGUCAGCGAGCCGGAGGAGCAGUACGUGGUGGUGCCGCGCAUCCAGCGGAGAAUCCUCACCACAGCGGGCACACUUGAACUAAACGAAGCUCGAGAGGGAGAGCCCAGUACAAACGCCAGCAACGCGAGCUCGGGAUCUGCUCCGGAUAGCCACAUCGAGUACCAGCGCAGUGCGCACCACUCGCCCGGAGCCACCCACUACGUGCAGAUGGCGCCGCGAAACGCAGAGGUGCCGGAGCAGGUGGGAACCGCCGCCGGAGCACCACCGGGUGCCAUAUUCGCCUAUCCCUCGGGGCAGAUCAUCUGCAGCGGCGACGAUGUGGCGGCCAUUAAAAUAGAGACCAUCGAGAAGGGCGAGACGGCGGGAGGGGACUCACAGCAGCAGCAACAGCAAUUGCAGCAACACCAGCAACAGCAACAGCAGCAGCAGCAGCAGCAGCAGCAACAGCAAUGUCCCACGCCCAAUGGCGGCAGCUACGGCGAGACCAUAGUAAUCAGCAACGAGGCGGAGGCACUGCAGCAUCACCACCAGCAGCAGCAGCACCAACAGCACCAGCACCAGCAGCACCAACACCAUCAGCAUCAGGCAGCCGCUGCAGCGGCGGCGGCCUCGGCGCAGGCGGUUCACAUUGCCACCAGUUCGCAUGGCGGAACCGUGCGCUUCGUCACGGAGGACGGACGCUUCACCACCGCCGGACCGGAGACGUCCGCCUCGAAUCUGUACUACGAUGCGCCGGUGGUGGAUGGCAGUGUGCACGCCAACGAGUCCAAGACGUACGCCGACCUGGGCAACGCCUACACCCCGUUCCCGCCCAGCUCCAGCUUCAGCGGCAACAGCUAUGCGGCCGCUCUGCAGCCGGGCAACACCAUCUACAGUGUGCCGGGCACCGGGCAGUUCCUGGCCAAGUCCGAGUCCGGCCUCAACCAGCUGCGCCAGGCCGGACCGGCCACCUUCCAGACGAUAUCCUUCAACGACAGCGGCAACGCCAUCGAGGCCUUGUGGACUUCGCCCGCCCCGCCGGAGUACCAGAAUGUGCCCUUCGGCAACUUCCACCCCCAAGUUAUUGAUGAGUACGCCACCGGGAACAUGACCACCACCCACUGGUCGCCCGCCGGCAGCAUCGGCCAGUACGACGGCAGCUUGGUGACGACCUCGUCCACCUCGUCGCCCAACCACGAGCUCAAGUGCGAGAACUGCCACUCGCCGCUGAUGCGCAAGGGCUCCGAGCUCUUCUGCCCCAACUGCCCGCCCUUCAUGCGGAUGGCGCCGCGCAUGCCCCAGCGGCAGGCGAAGCCCAAGGCCGCCGCCGCCCCAAACAACCGGCGCAACGGGGUCACCUGCGCCAACUGCCAGACCAACUCGACCACCUUGUGGCGGCGCAACAACGAUGGCAAUCCCGUGUGCAACGCCUGCGGGCUGUACUUUAAGCUGCAUAACAUGAACCGACCGCUCUCGAUGAAGAAGGAGGGCAUCCAGAAGCGCAAGCGCAAGCCAAAGAACAACGGAGGGGCGCCCAUGCACCGGACACAGCUGCCAAGCAUGUCGCAGGGAGUCAACCUGAUGGCGAACAGUCCGCUCUACCCAUCGCAAGUGCCGGUGAGCAUGCUGAGUGGCCAGCAGAACGCCAGUCCGGAGCUACACGACAUGUCGACGACGGGUCCGGCGGGUGGGCCCCGGGUGGUGGCCAUCGCCCUGAACUCCUCGACCCCGCCCACCUCCGACGGCACGCUCAACAUGUCCGCUCGUCACCACGUGACAAGUGAGAGCCACUCGCCCUACAGCCAGCAGUCGACGCCGCAAAGCCAGUCGCCGCAUCUGCCCAACACGGUGGCGAUAAACCGCCAGAUAGUCCAACCAGUUUCCACCAUCGAAAGCGGUCGCAGUUCCAACAGUGAGCUGACCCCCAGCGUAAUCACGCGCACUGGACUCCCAGAGCGAUCAUCGAAUAACUAAGCUAACUUUCUAACUAACCUUAACUUAGCUACAAACUAAAGUAAUCUAACGUAAUCCUAACCAAAAUGUCAAAAUUGCCAAAAUAUUUAUUUAAGCCUGCCCUCCCCCCCCCUAGCCAUAUAGGAUGUAUAGAGCCAAGACCAAUGUCCCAGUUAGAGGAAUUCUUGACCGUCUUCCUCCCAUUUAGUCAAGUGCUUGCAGCAAGUAUGUAGUUUGAAAUGAUUUGUGCCAACCACUUAGGAUCACUUCGGAUCACUUCGGAUCGCAGCGCUGUACUCUAGAGGUAGUUUAGCGAAAAACAACACAACAAGAGCCCAUAAAGAAGCCUACGAUUUUGUAUGUUUAAGCCUCUUUUUUAAUUCAACAAAAUAAAUAAGUUGUAAACGCAA
Molecule: messenger RNA, 4577 nt
Organism: Drosophila gunungcola (fruit fly)
Lineage: Eukaryota; Metazoa; Arthropoda; Insecta; Diptera; Drosophilidae
Gene: GATAe
Product: box A-binding factor
Exons: 6
Coding region: 1972-4188 (738 amino acids)
Biological process (GO): cell fate commitment; positive regulation of transcription by RNA polymerase II; negative regulation of transcription by RNA polymerase II
Molecular function (GO): RNA polymerase II cis-regulatory region sequence-specific DNA binding; zinc ion binding; DNA-binding transcription factor activity, RNA polymerase II-specific
Source: RefSeq, a predicted model, not a curated record